Messenger RNA from Spea bombifrons (plains spadefoot toad), 2499 nucleotides. RefSeq names its product endosomal transmembrane epsin interactor 1 (gene ENTREP1). The transcript has 11 exons. Lineage: Eukaryota; Metazoa; Chordata; Amphibia; Anura; Pelobatidae. The coding region runs from base 260 to 2020 and encodes 586 amino acids. Gene Ontology annotation, cellular component: membrane. The record is from RefSeq and is a predicted model, not a curated record.
GAUCGGACAGAAAGAAAGAGACAAGAACCACAUGGAAGGAAAAACACUUGAGGAAGUCAAGGUUGCAGAGAAGAUCCCGAGGAGGCAGGGGACGGUGGGAAGGGGAGGGCACCAGAGGAGCCUGGGGGUCAAAGAGGUGAAGAUGGUUGAGUACAAUGCACGGGGCCGGCAGGUCGAGGAGGUACUGCGCUGUGCAUUAUCUGCCUGAUCGGGUUUCUCCUUCCAUCCCUGGUGUUGCUGCUCUCCCCCCUCCCCAGUGAUGUCUCUGCCUGUGCUGCUCCCUGGCUCCUGCUGCCCCAGGACCGGACUGGCGUCCUCCAUGAGUAAUGCAGCAUCCAAUUCCUCUCCGGGAGGAGAUCCAUCUCAGCACCGGCCUCGCAGGACUCGCGGGGGUCUGCAGGGCCCCCCUCGGUGUGCAGCCUCCUUUGGACUGUGUCCCCCACCUCCGCCACCCUUGUCCUCCAGGCGGAGGGCCGGAUCCGGGAUCAUGAUGCCGGGAAGACCCUUGCUCUCCCUGGGUUUGCUGCAGCUCAUUCUGGGCUGCUGCACGGUGGCUCUUAGCUUUGGGGCGCUGUCACUCAGCAAGUCCCCCCAGGUGAGGAGCUCGUGUCCCUUCUGGGCUGGAUCGUCGGUAAUUCUAUCCGGAAUAAUUGGACUGACCACGUGGAAGAGACCUAUGGUUCUUCUAGUAAACCUGUUUGUUAUGUUGUCCGUGGUCUGUGUCCUGCUGAACCUGGCUGGAUUCAUCUUGGGAUGUCAAGGAGCUCAGUUUGUUUCCAGUGUUCCCAGCUGUCAGCUGGUAGAAAUGAAUGAAGGGAAAAUCUGCAUUUGCUGUGAAGAGUCACAAUCUAACAAGUGCACGGAGAAGGAGAAUGUUCUAAAGCUGUUCCCCGUCCAGUCCUGUAAUGCGGUUCAUCUCUUGCUGAAGAAAGUCUUCUUUGCAUUAUGCGCUCUGAAUGCUCUCACGACGACUGUGUGCCUGGUAGCCGCGGCCCUGCGCUACCUCCAACUGCUGACGGCAAGAAGGCCAUGCGCAGACGAGUCCCAGGUAUCAGCUGAGGAAGCGGAAGAGCAGGAUCGUGUACCAGACCCUGAAGAUUUUGUCCCACCUGCACCUCCACCUUCAUACUUCUCAACCUUUUACUCUUGUACACCGAGGAUUGGCCAGAGGGUGAUUGGCAAUGAAAUGAUUCCCUUACCACACAUUUAUGGAUCCAGGUUCAAAGGGAUUGAAGUGUUUUGUCCCAUGGAGCCACCUCCACCAUAUGAAGCUGUGGUUGGACAAAGCAAUUCCCUGGAGACACAGGGAACAACACUGCAAAUCACAGACUUGGUAGGAGCUGCCUCUAAUUCAGAUGAGCACAACAUGCCCGCCACUCCAGAAGCUUCCACUUCUUGUAGUAUUGAUAUAUUGGUUGAACCUGGCACCAGCGCGCAAACAGACGCUGCAACGGGAAGUGAGGCAAAUAAUUGUCCACAGCGGAAGAGGUCCCACAGUGAUCCCGUCAUUCAUGAUCUUCCUGCAAGGGGUGCAACGCCAAGCUGCGAAGUGGCCACACAGACUGAAAGGCCAGCACUGGCAACAGUCACCCUAAGACGAGCUUUGAGAGCAAAAGCUGCACGUUGUAGACCUCGAUCUCUAGUGGAUUACAAAUCUUAUAUUGACACUAAACUCCUGGUGGCACGGUUCCUGGAAGAGCCCUCCUGCAGUAUGACCCCUGAUAUACGGGAACUGGUAGAGAGCAUCAAGACUGUUCUAAAGUCUGAUGAGGAACACAUGGACGAAGCCAUUCUCAGUGCCAACUUCCUUGAUCAGGUAAUGAUACCAAACCAGCAGGUCACGCCUGCGGCUCAGAGACUUCCGUGCCGAAGAUAUCCUGGUCUCCUCCAUUUGGAAAGUUGCGGGGACGUAAGCACAUUUUGCACUGCAGAGGCUCCCAAAGAGGUGCACAGAAGCAGGAGAACAGCCGGUGGAAGACCUCAUAGUCUCAUAGGCGUUGUGCGUGAAACUGUAUUGUGAGACAUGCUGCAUUAAUGAGUCAAGGGACCUCCCAACGAACUGAUAUGAACAUACACGUUUAUGCAAUCUUGACAAAGCUACUUUUUUUUUUUUUUUUUACUUUUUUUUUUGUUUUGUUAUUGGAAGCAACCAAAGAUAAAAUAAUUGAAAAGGGAGCACCAAGAUGUAUGUGUGCAACUGAAUUUGCUUCCCUUUACCGUGGCUGGGAUAGCCACAAACCUAAAACGGUCAAGGAUUGCAUUUAAUAUUAUAGCCACCAGAUCAUUGUAUUCCUCUUCUUUAGAAGGACAUCUAAAGGAGUAUAGAUAAUUUAGAAGAACCUCAGGGUUUCGCAAUACUGUGAGAUCAGACAUCUUGCACUGUAAGUAUGAAGCUGCAGCCUUUUCACGGGCAUGAGAAUGAAAUGCUUGUGUUGGAGAUGCAGUGCCAUUUAGUAACCUGAUGUACUGUAUUGGGUUGUAAUAAAGUGGAUACAAUCA